Aspergillus ochraceoroseus IBT 24754 is the source of this 909-nucleotide messenger RNA. RefSeq names its product TMEM53 family protein. Bases 1 to 909 code for a protein of 302 amino acids. Lineage: Eukaryota; Fungi; Ascomycota; Eurotiomycetes; Eurotiales; Aspergillaceae. The transcript has a single exon. The record is from RefSeq and is a predicted model, not a curated record.
AUGCACCCCUUGCACCCGCUAGAGCCCGCGGGCGAGAACAUCUGGCUGUACGAGCCUCCCAAAACCAAGGAUACCGUUGUGCCCGAUGGCGGCGGCCCGGCGCUUAUUGUGCUCUGUACCUGGCUCGGAGGUGCGACUCCUCGCCGAAUCAGCAAAUAUGUUGGCUAUCAUCGACAGACUUUUCCUCACGCUGCCAUCCUGCUCAUCACCACCAACAUCAUCGAUAUCACAGUGCGUCCGUCUCGCAUGAUCCGGACUCGCUUAGAGCCAGCUCGUCAAGCAAUCCGCCGCAUCGUGGGGGUGGAUACUCGCGAGGAUGCGAAAGACCCGAGCGGAGUGCUGCUACACAUCUUCUCUCACGGCGGAUGCAACAUUGCGAUUCAAUUACUUCUCUCCAUGCGGGAUCCUGAGCAUCGCAGCGGCAUCCCCCGACUGCCUCUCCAAGGGAUUAUCUUUGAUAGUUGUCCAGGAGACACGACAUUUAUGCGCAACUAUCAAGCUAGUGUUUACUCCCUCCCUUCCGAUGCGCUUCUCCUCCAGCUAUUGGGCAGGGCUUUUCUCUUCCCGACGGUUGGGGUGAUAACCGGACUUCAGAAUCUGGGGAUAACAAGCUCCAUUGGGGCGAUGCAGAAGCAACUGAAUGAUAGCGCGGUGAUUUCCGCCCGCGUGCCCCGACUGUAUCUGUUUUCCAAAGCGGACGAGACCAUCCGUUGGGAGGAGGUGCAGGCGCAUCUGGACGAUGCGAAAGUCCGUGGAUACCCGGUAGAAAGAGUCGCCUUCCACCAGAGUCCGCACUGCGCACUGAUUGUCGAAGAUGAGAAACGGUACUGGGGGGCAGUUCGACAGUUCUGGCGGGAGCGAAUUUGGAAAGGGAACCCGAUGACUGUGGCACGAGAGAGUAAAUUAUGA